Molecule: messenger RNA, 2564 nt
Organism: Somion occarium
Lineage: Eukaryota; Fungi; Basidiomycota; Agaricomycetes; Polyporales; Cerrenaceae
Source: the annotation of a GenBank genome assembly
CCAUUGUCAUUUGAUCUGACUACAAAACAAACUGCAGACGUUAGAUCUAUAGCAUCCAAAGCAGUUCUGUGCUCUACGGAAUAAUUUGUAUCUUGGUGCAUCUGUAUCAUCCGUUCUCCUAUGUCUAGCAACGAAUAUUAACGUUUCGGGUGUGCUUGAUUGGCGCACAUGAAACGAGGCAAUGCACGACGCUCGUAGAUACAAUAUAUACUCUGUCGUGGAAUCCUGUUCUGUUCACUCUCGAGCCUUGGGCUAGGUCCGGAGUCUUUUUUUCUUACUUUCCAACAUUCUCUUGCGAGGCGGGACCUACUGCAAGAGUUUAGAUUGGCAUGCCAAUCUUUGGAACUGCUUCGUCUGUGACGUUACCGCGCAGGCAGGACGGAGACUCGGUGGACCUACUCGACUUCAAUCUUCGCUUGGUUGCAGCAUUCUUCCUAGGAUGGGUCUUCAUUUACAGCAUACAAUGUAUGCUUUGUUCUGUCGUCACCUGGAGCAUAGCGCAACGUAUCUGGGCUUUGCUUCGAUUUAUAGGACGAAGGCUUCAACAGAGCAUAGGCAUUUCCCCGUUAGGCCUUCCAGUGCAUAGAUCAGCAUCUCAAACGAAUGCACCUGUCCGAAUGGACAGCGAUGUAUCCAGCAUUAAUCGCAGCCAUGAUCGGACGUCUUUGAUCUUCACGUUGAAUCUUUGCUUUGUGUUUGCUUCCAUCGCCUUCUUUCUAUCACUGUUGUCAUUCAAGGGCGGUGUUAGAUGGGAAACUGGAUGUACAUUUGUCGUUGCAUGGGGUGGAAUGGCCUCGCGUUCGGCACGCUUGAUAGGUAUCCUCAUCCUUUGCUUGGAAUUGCGUCGUAAUCGCAUUCGAAGGUGGGAACGAUGGGGAAUUUGGGCGAUUUUCUGUAUUGCACUUGGAUUGAUGUUCGCAACUAAUGCAUUGAGCACAGGUGCAAUUGCAGCGGUUGAGAAUGCGAACGCACUUAAAUGCAACAGGAAACGUUUCUUGCCUGUGGCUCUAACUUCGUCCUUCGUGCAGCUAGGGAUCGAAUUAUAUGUUGCUAUUCGCCUUAUGACUAUUAUUCUCCCUUCUGCGCGGGGAUUGCAAAACAUCAUCGGCUCACCAUCAACUGUCCACCUUGGUCGCGCGCUGAGUCUCGUAGUGUUUGAGUUAUUGACAUUUGUCCCUGAUGCUAUCGAUACAAGUGUGGUCGCCGAGUUCGUACCGUUCACAGUAGGCUCAAUCAUAGUGUUGGCUGCAUUCAAUCGUCCUUCCCGUUCAAUUAGGACUGCCCCACCAUCUCCUAUCAUGGUCUUCAACGAGAAAUCACCGUACGGCCCUCAAGCAUCCCCACACGAUUCACCACCCUCUUUUGUCAUUAUCAGUCCCUUGCCGUCUACUGGACCAGAGACACACGAUAAGGGUUACAGGCAGUCCGUCCAAACUGUUGCCACCUCUGCGCUCAGCAGCGUGGAAGACGCUGUUGUGUAUACCGCAGUUCGGCAUGCAUUCUCUCAGGGCUCGAUAAUACUACCCGGUAAUACGCCCGGUGGCGUGGAAGAUACGCAAGGUCAGCCAUCGCAGCGACGGCGUAUCUUGUCAUUCCAGACUGAGGUUGCGGAGGAGCUGGAGAGAAUGGCUGAAGAGGCGCAGCAGCAGCUUGCGACUGGACCUAUUCCUCGGCGGUCGAAACCGCGCCCAAACAUGACCAUUGUUGUUCAUGACCCCCGCGAAGAGCUCGAUGGCGCGAUUACCGCAUCUCUACGAACAGACGGCUCUACUGUGUUGGGAUCUGACAUCAUUCGAGGCGGGUCUUCUCGUUUGAAUAGGGGCAUGAAGCAAUCAGCAUCCCCGUCACUUUCGGCAUUCUUCUCUCCCCAAGAAUCGGAUGCAUUAACAGAGCAUACGGAUCACAGACAUUCCUAUGCAUCUACUCAGUGUGUUUCUGAAUACGAUCCGGAUGAUGGCCGCUUCUCUAUCAUAUCGAGGACUAGCAGAGGGAAGAACUCCGGACCAGUACGCCAUUCGUUCUUGAAGUCGUCAUGGUCUACUCCGCAGAGACUUUCGUUGGCCUCGCGCUCCGGAGAAACACUGUCUACGCUUGCUGAGGGCAGACCAAGCGGUUCAUUCCGGUCCAGUAUUCGUAGCAAGAAGUCUCAGAGACGUUCAGAGAAGAGCGUAGCUCCUCCAAUGCCUCAGCUUCCCUUGCGUGUCGCAACUGACAUGCCACCUAUUCCAUCAAUCACUCUUACACCUAGUUUGCGCACGCCUGCACCUCCUCAGACCCCUUCAAUUCCUUACGCCCUUCCGCCAUCUACCCCUGAAGCAAGUCUCUCCGUUUUUAAUGGUCCACAAGCAGAUCCUGAGAGCUUGACACACAAGAUAAAGGGUCCGAGACCCCCGCCUUCUGUUUUCUUUCCCUAAGUUGCGUAGGUAUUCUUUCAAGUGUACAUAGUUAUUCGGGUAUUAUGUAUUGCAUUGUAUUUCACCGUCUCCCAGUGAUAAUCUACAUAUGCUGCAAUCGACAGUCAAGGCCCUGAUUUGAAGACGACCUGACGGGCGCCUGUUGAGAGC